ACCCACUCGCGUUGAUCAGAACUUCAUAUCGUUUCAGGACGCAACAUGCAGGCCAACGUGCAGAGCUCGCUCCGCCGCUGAGAAAGUAGAAACAGAGGCCGACACUCAGGUGCUUGUUUGCGGACACGCGAAAGUUGGUGCGCACCGCAGGAGAGAUGCUGCUCCCCGCCGCCACAAUCCUGCUCCUGCUGGCUGUCUCGUCAAGCGUGGACCAUGCCACGGCUGAGGGCUGUGGGACAUCAUGUGGAAAAUGUGACUGCAGUGGUGUGAAGGGAGCCAAGGGUGAGCGUGGUCUCCCUGGUCUUCAAGGUAACAUGGGAUUCCCUGGAAUGCAGGGACACGAGGGGCCAGUCGGGCCAAUGGGGCCCAAGGGAGAUCCAGGACAGUUUGGCGCUCCUGGAAUAAAAGGAGUCCGGGGUCCUCCUGGUCUUCCAGGUUUCCCAGGAAAUCCAGGAUUACCUGGAAUCAAUGGAAACGAUGGUCCACCUGGUAUUGCAGGUGUCCCAGGAUGCAACGGGACUAAAGGAGAAAGAGGAAGAGAUGGUGUCCCUGGUUUUGAUGGUCUUCAAGGAACUCCCGGCAUCCCAGGGUUUCCAGGAAUUAAGGGUGAUCCAGGUGGUGUGAUCGGAAUCAUUCCCCUUAAAGGCGACAGAGGCUUCCCAGGCACACCUGGACUUCCUGGAUCUCAUGGACCACCUGGGCCGAUUGGUCCUCCUGGAUCUCGGGGUUACAUCGGACCCAAAGGUGAUGCUGGACCACCAGGCCCCCCUGGAGAAAAGGAUGACAAGCUCUCCUUUGAGAGUGAGAAAGGAGAUAAGGGCGACCGGGGCUUCAGAGGCCCACCCGGCCCUCCCGGACCCCCUUCACCAGGCGUGGAAGGACCUGGCACAGAGUUUAUCGGACCACCGGGAGACAAAGGAGCUCCAGGCGAGAAAGGAGAAAAAGGCUAUUGCAAUAUAUCUCGAACUGGAGUAAAGGGUGACCCAGGGCCACCAGGACCGAUAGGCAAACCUGGCAAGGAGGGAGAUGAAGGGCGAAAGGGAGAAAAGGGCUUUCCCGGAAAUUACGGAUACCCUGGACCUCAGGGUGAAAAAGGAGAAAGAGGGCCUCCUGGAUAUGCAAGCGGUGCCCCUGGUCCAGCUGGUCCUCGUGGCCUCCCUGGGUUACAAGGAGAAAAAGGUUUUCCUGGACCUCAAGGAGAAGCAGGCCCACCAGGGCGCUAUCUUGAAGGACCUCGUGGAGAGACCGGCCAAAAGGGGGAUGCGGGUCAGAAAGGAGACAGUGGUAUUGAAGGAGAGUCUCUAGCCGGACCCCCAGGUCAACCGGGACUAGUGGGACCCCCUGGGCCUCCAGGAUUACCUGUUGACCCUAAUGAAUGCACCAAUGCAAAAGGCUCCCUUGGCCCACCUGGACCUCCAGGGCUUCAAGGAGAGUUGGGACAAAAAGGCGACAAAGGAGACACUUGCGUCCUGUGUGAAGGGUUUGGACCUGCGGGUUUACCUGGCCCCCAAGGCCUUAAAGGGGAGCGAGGACCUCCUGGUCCUGUAGGAGGCAAGGGAGACAAGGGUAAUCUUGGGUUCCCAGGAACUCCUGGAAGACCUGGCAUCAGUGGCAUUCCUGGUUUGAUUGGGGCCCCUGGUCCUGUUGGAGAGCCAGGAGACAUAUUCAUUGCUCCGGGUCUGAAAGGAGACAAAGGCUACCCUGGUCCUGGUGGUUCACCUGGACAACCAGGUCUGGAUGGGAUCCCAGGGAGGGAUGGCCUAUCUGGUGUUCCUGGACCGAAAGGAGAACCUGGCAAAGGGGGCAUCAAAGGUGAUCAAGGAUCAAUUGGGGACCCUGGUCUUACAGGUCCCCCUGGAGAGAGGGGUCCUCCAGGUCUGCCAGGCUUCGGGCGCCCUGGGGUGCCUGGAGAUAAGGGGAGUCAGGGGAGAGCUGGCAUCCCUGGAUCACCUGGAACACCCGGUGUGAAAGGUGAGCCAGGUCAAGGUGUGAGCACUCCCGGACCACAGGGUGUACCUGGGCCGCGAGGAGAACCUGGCAGAGAUGGCCCUCAAGGUCCAGCAGGUCUCCAAGGAGACUCAGGAAUACCAGGUUUUCCUGGACAGAAAGGUGAUCAAGGACCACCAGGAAUUGGAUUUCCAGGGCCAACUGGUGCAAAAGGAAUCAGUGGAAUUCCAGGUGCUCCGGGAUUGUCAGGAGAGUCCGGGAGACCGGGACAGGAUGGUUUUCCUGGACAACCUGGUCUACAAGGACAAAAAGGUGAACCAGGAAUGGGACUCCCGGGCCAAAAAGGUUCACAGGGUCCGCCGGGAAUUAUUGGGUUCCCUGGAGAGAAAGGUAACGCAGGAUUACCAGGUAUUCCUGGGCAAGAAGGCCUCACAGGACCGCCAGGACCUCAGGGAAUAAAAGGUAACAUUGGACACCCUGGACCUGCUGGAGUGGUAGGGUUACCAGGGGCUCCAGGAAAGGGUUUGCCAGGAGCCCCAGGACCACAAGGACAACAAGGAGAGCCCGGUCCAUUUGGUAGGGUGGGUGAAAAAGGAGAGAAGGGCUAUCCAGGACCUUCUGGCAUUGGCAUGCCAGGGCCUCAAGGAGAAAAAGGACUUUCUGGGUUCCCAGGAGCCCCCGGUGAAAAAGGUUUGCCAGGAGUACCAGGCCUGCCAGGAAGGGAUGGACUGAUUGGAAAUCAAGGUACAAAAGGCGAAAUGGGGGUCAUAGGUACUCCGGGAUUGCCAGGAUUUCCCGGACCACCCGGUUUCCCUGGAAAUCAAGGCUCGAGAGGUGAUCCUGGUGUUCCUGGUGUGCGUGGACAAAGCGGAGAGACUGGACUUAAAGGAGAGAGGGGAGAAAUUGGUCUUCAAGGCCCUCCUGGGAAGAUGAAGACAGUCGACAUGGAGCACUUGAAAGGGCCGAAGGGAGACCUUGGAGAUCCAGGAAAUCCUGGUGUAUCAGGACAGAAAGGCUUUCGCGGACUACCUGGAGACCCUGGAAUGCCAGGAAAAGAUGGAAACCCUGGUUUACCCGGACAAGCAGGUCAGAAAGGAGACACUGGUGUUCCUGGAGAACCUGGCUAUAUGGGACCACAUGGGCAGAAGGGGAGUGCAGGUGAAAUGGGAAUACCAGGUCCAAUUGGUCCAAAUGGUCUUAAAGGAGACAUAGGUACUCCGGGUCAUCCUGGUUUCAGAGGAACGGAUGGAGUGAAAGGAGACCCCGGAACACCUGGAGAGCCAGGCAUUGGGCUCCCAGGAUUUCCAGGAGAAAGGGGACAACCUGGACAACCAGGAUUCUCAGGAUCGCGAGGAGAGAAGGGUCUGAAGGGUCAAAUAGGAACGCCUGGCAUGCCAGGAGUUCAGGGAGAUAAAGGAGAGAAAGGAAUAUUUGGCACUCCAGGUCAGCCAGGAAUACCCGGUGAGAAGGGGGUCCCAGGGUUACAAGGGUCUGCAGGAGAACCCGGAGGUGAUGGUCGACCAGGUGAGAGUGGCUUGCCAGGACCUCCUGGUCCAGGUGGAGAUAAAGGAGAAGCGGGUGUUGAUGGCAUCCCUGGAUCUUCAGGGGAGAGAGGAGACCCUGGUAUACCUGGUCUUAGUAUUCCAGGACCCCCAGGGGAGCUAGGUAGCAAAGGUGAAAAAGGUAGUCUGGGCUUCCCCGGCAGCCCAGGCUAUCCCGGUGUGCCUGGUGUCAAAGGUGACAAAGGACUUCCCGGCUUUCAGGGGCGUCAAGGUGAGUCAGGAGAAAUUGGCCCCCCAGGAUUCUCUCUAGAGGGACCUAAAGGAAAUCAGGGAGAACCAGGACAACCUGGAGAAGCAGGAAUCGUUGGCACACCGGGACCUUCUGGUGUACCAGGACGAGAUGGCCAAAAGGGAGAAAAAGGAGACCAUGGUCUUCCUGGUUUCCAGGGAGAGUUAGGACAAAAGGGUGACCCUGGAUCACCUGGAUUUCCUGGGCCAGCUGGUCUUCCAGGUGUUCACGGCCCCAAAGGAGAGAGGGGACAACAGGGGGUACCCGGUUUCCCAGGUACAAAGGGUAGUCAAGGCGAUUUUGGAUUCAAAGGAGAACUUGGAGACAGAGGAUUCCAAGGAGAAAAGGGUAAUGUUGGCCUGCCUGGUCACCCUGGUCCACACACCAUCAUCAAAGGAGACAUUGGUCAACAGGGUGUCCCGGGCUUACCAGGACCACAAGGACCAACUGGAUUCCCAGGCCAGAAGGGACAGCAAGGUCUGACAGGUACUCCAGGGCCAAAAGGAGAAGAUGGCCUCCCUGGUUAUCAUGGUCAGUCAGGAUCCAAAGGCGACUCUGGUCUGCCUGGGCCUCAAGGACCCAGAGGGUUUCCUGGCCCUCCAGGACCUGAUGGUGUUCCUGGCCAAGUGGGACCACCCGGCCCCUCCUCUAUGGAUCACGGUUUCCUGGUAACUCGGCACAGCCAAACAGUGGAGGUUCCAGCUUGUCCUGAGGGCACCUCACCCAUAUAUGAUGGCUAUUCGUUGCUCUACGUCCAAGGCAAUGAACGCUCCCAUGGGCAGGAUCUUGGUACGGCCGGAAGCUGUCUGAGAAAGUUCAGCCCCAUGCCCUUCUUGUUUUGCAACAUCAACAACGUCUGUAACUUCGCCUCGCGUAAUGACUACUCAUACUGGCUCACUUCGCCUGAGCCCAUGCCCAUGAGUAUGGCGCCAAUUACCGGCGAAAGCAUCAAACCCUUCAUCAGCAGGUGUGCAGUGUGUGAAGCUCCAGCCAUGGUGAUUGCAGUUCACAGUCAGACCAUUAUGAUCCCUCCAUGUCCUUAUGGUUGGGACUCUCUGUGGAUCGGAUAUUCUUUUGUAAUGCACACUAGCGCAGGUGCUGAGGGUUCAGGUCAGGCUCUGGCCUCUCCCGGUUCCUGCUUGGAGGAGUUCCGAAGCGCUCCGUUCAUUGAGUGUCACGGUCGAGGAACCUGUAACUAUUACGCCAACUCCUACAGCUUCUGGCUUGCGACAAUUGAAGACAGCGAGAUGUUUACGAAACCCGUCCCAACAACGCUAAAAGCGGGAAAUCUGCGAACACACAUAAGCCGCUGUCAGGUGUGCAUGAAGAGGACAUAAACCCUGCCUGACUUGCGAUCUCGUUCACUUGGCUUUAAAACUUCCUAAUGUCCGAGGAUGGUGCUAUUUUUCCUGCAUGUGAGAGCGGCGGGACUGAGUUUGAACUUUUGCAAACCAGAAGAAAACACAAAGACCAAGUGGCUCACGCGGAACACUUCUACUAACAAAGAAUGGCGCCCAGUUUACCGCUGCACUGAGUACUUGCCCCCACCCAACUGGUAAACUAAUGUUCAUUUCGAAUGGGUUGCUUAUGUAAGCCAGGUGCUAUCGAAGCUUACUUAUCUUCCAUAUUUUAUUUCUUCUUUGAAAGAUAAAGCUACUUGUUUAUAAUAUACAGCCACACCCUGUUUUUAAAUUUGUUUACACACACUGAUAUUAAGGAUGGGACUUGCCACUGAUUCCACAAUCAUUUGCUAAUGCACGACACGCAGCUGUGUAACAAUUAUUCUGUUGUAAAUAUAAUGCAUUCCUAGUUCAACAUACUCUCCUCAGGUUAUUAUUGAGUCUAUUUUGUGUGUUAUUAAAUCCUUUUUUUUUUUUAUUUAUAUGAUGUAUGAGAUUCUGUUAGACCCAAGUGAAUGCAAGGUUCAAUGGACCCAAAGACAUUGAGCGCCUUAAUAACACGUGUAAAAUUAUCGUAGAAAUGACGGUGUAUGUUUGGCAGACGACUUCCCCGUUGUAACAAUGAAAAUCUGCCCAAAACAAAUUUUAUUGUUUGUGUUGUUGCUGUUUUUAAUGCUUAAACAAAGGCACUAAACACAAUAGAAAGAAAAAAAAUCAACUUUACUGCAUUGUCUGCCUUACUGUGCUUCCUUUUUAACGAUCCUAGUCUUUAAUGACCCUCCAAAAUGCACAUGUAUAUAUACUGUACCUGCAUACAGCAUAUAUUAUACUUUCACAUAAUACGUACUUGGUAUUCUGCUCUUAGACUUUAUCGUAAUUUUUUUUUUUCUUUUUCGAAAUGGACCUUUCGCUCGCAUUUUAGUAAAACGCAAAGCAAUAUGAACGUAUCUAUUUUACCCACAUUUUUGGUAACCUGGGCAGGUGACAGUAUUAAAAUUAAUGUUUAAAACGGAUGGAAAUGGCAGAAGAUAGCAACAGUUGGGUUAAGACAAAUAAAUUAAAACACAAAUGGAUGUACAUGGAUGGAUGGAUAGAUGGAUGACUUAAAAUAUUGCCAUGCCAGCAGGAAUGAUUUUGCACUUACCUGUAAGGUUACUAUGGUAAUCAUUCAGAAAAAAAUGGCAGACAAUCCAGUACAAUGAAGAAUAUAAACAUUUUAAACUGAAAACACAAAAGUAUUAUACCAAUUAUUAAUUGACCACAACAUGCGUUUGAUGAUCAAAUACAGUGGAAAAUAACUGUCAGUGAUUAACAUUGUUAUUUUUUUUUCCAAGUUUUUGUAACUCAUGCAAUAAAGCCAUUUGAAGAUCA
Messenger RNA from Syngnathus acus (greater pipefish), 6509 nucleotides. It is a transcript of the gene col4a1, whose product is annotated as collagen, type IV, alpha 1. The transcript is spliced from 52 exons. Gene Ontology annotation, molecular function: extracellular matrix structural constituent. The record is from RefSeq and is a predicted model, not a curated record. Gene Ontology annotation, cellular component: basement membrane; collagen trimer. NCBI's taxonomy places the organism in Eukaryota, Metazoa, Chordata, Actinopteri, Syngnathiformes, Syngnathidae. The coding region runs from base 156 to 5075 and encodes 1639 amino acids.